AUGGAACUUCGUAUCGGGAAUAAGUUCCGGCUUGGUCGGAAAAUUGGUAGCGGCGCAUUCGGAGAGAUUUAUCUUGGAACUGAUGUUCAAAGUAACGAAGAUGUUGCAAUUAAGUUUGAAAGUGUGAAGACUGUGCAUCCACAAUUAGCAUAUGAGUCAAGGAUAUAUAGAGUUCUUCAGAGUGGAAAUGGUAUUCCAAACAUGAAAUGGUAUGGCAAAUUUAGUUUGAAGACAGUUCUCAUGCUAGCUGAUCAAAUGAUUAAUCGGCUCGAGUUUAUCCAUUCUAAGUCGUUUCUUCAUCGCGAUAUAAAGCCGGAUAAUUUUCUUAUGGGUAAGGCUGGCAAAUCAGACUUUGGCUUGGCUAGGAAAUAUAGAGAUAGCUCAAGCUACCGACAUAUUCCAUAUAGGGAGAAUAAAAGUCUAACUGGGACUCCGGCGUAUGCCAGCUUGAACACUCACCUAGGGAUCGAGCAAAGUCGGAGGGAUGAUGUAGAAUCACUUGGUUAUAUCCUCAUGUACUUCCUCAAAGGAAGUCUCCCAUGGAAGGGACUAAAAGCUGGGAAUAAGAAACAGAAAUAUGACAAGAUUAGCGAGAAGAAGGUUUCAACUUCCAUCGAAACGUUAUGUGAAGGUCAUCCAAUAGAGUUUGCAACCUACAUCCAUUACUGCCGCUCGCUUAGGUUCGAUGAUAAGCCAGACUAUGCCUAUUUGAAGAGACUGUUCCGCGACCUUUUUAUUCGUGAAGGUUUUCAGUUUGAUUUUGUGUUUGACUGGACGGUGUUAAAGCUGCCCGCAAUCACAAUGCCGAAACCCUCCACCUUGUGCAAAUGCACACUCUUGAUACUUUCAACUUUUUGA
Molecule: messenger RNA, 858 nt
Organism: Arabidopsis thaliana (thale cress)
Lineage: Eukaryota; Viridiplantae; Streptophyta; Magnoliopsida; Brassicales; Brassicaceae
Product: Protein kinase superfamily protein
Exons: 12
Coding region: 1-858 (285 amino acids)
Molecular function (GO): kinase activity; transferase activity; nucleotide binding
Source: RefSeq, marked reviewed